Drosophila gunungcola (fruit fly) is the source of this 676-nucleotide messenger RNA. RefSeq names its product probable insulin-like peptide 7 (gene Ilp7). The coding region runs from base 88 to 570 and encodes 160 amino acids. The transcript has 3 exons. NCBI's taxonomy places the organism in Eukaryota, Metazoa, Arthropoda, Insecta, Diptera, Drosophilidae. The record is from RefSeq and is a predicted model, not a curated record.
UCCGCCGUGUGAGCCACACCAGCAUCCAGAAUCCAGCAGCCAGAAUCCAGCAGCUAGGAUCCUGAGCCUCCAGCACUGCGAACUAGUAUGAUGUCCAGGCUGAUGUUACCCAAUUCGGGCAGCUGGACACUGUGCGGCGCUGUCCUCCUGUUUGUCCUCCCGCUGAUUCCCACGCCGGAGGCACUGCAGCACACGGAGGAGGGCCUCGAGAUGCUUUUCCGCGAGCGCUCGCAUUCGGACUGGGAGAACGUGUGGCACCAAGAGACGCACUCCCGCUGCCGGGACAAGCUCGUCCGUCAGCUUUAUUGGGCCUGCGAGAAGGAUAUUUACCGCCUGACACGGCGCAACAAAAAGAGGACAGGCAAUGAUGAGGCCUGGAUCAAGAAGAGCUCCACGGACCCUGAUGGCUCCACCUGGCUGCAUGUGAACUAUGCCAAUAUGUUCCUGAGGAGCCGCCGCGCGGAUGGUCAUGCCCCAUCGAUCUCCAAUGAAUGCUGCACCAAGGCGGGUUGCACUUGGGAGGAAUACGCCGAGUACUGUCCUUCCAACAAACGACGCAAUCACUACUGAUUUACGAAUCGAAUUCGUCAGCAAAGUUCGUUCCGCUUAGACAUAUAAAUCCCAAUAUAUUCGCUUUUUUUUUCGUGGUUGUUGUUGAUGUUCUUGUUGUGGUGAA